Magnolia sinica is the source of this 1763-nucleotide messenger RNA. RefSeq lists its product as uncharacterized. Lineage: Eukaryota; Viridiplantae; Streptophyta; Magnoliopsida; Magnoliales; Magnoliaceae. The record is from RefSeq and is a predicted model, not a curated record. The transcript has 2 exons. The coding region runs from base 209 to 1564 and encodes 451 amino acids.
UCCCUCCCUUUCUUUCAAAUUUCUCUCCAAACCACUCUGUUUUUCUCUCUCUCUCUCUCUCUACCAUUAUAGCAUGAUAACAUUCUCUUUUUCUUUCCUAUCAUUCAAAUUCCUCCCUCUCUCUCUCUAUUCUCUUUAUUCUAUUGAAAGGAUGAUAAAUGCAUCUUCCCUCCAUUGAUUUCAACUUCUCUCUCCCAACAUUUCUCAAAUGAAGAUCUCCUCUUCUUCUUCUCAUUCUCCUUCUUCUUCUUCUUCUUACACCAAUGCCCGCUCCCAAAACUCAGACAAUUCGCCCACACCCGGCUGCCUCCCAAAGAUCCUACGCCGUCUCCUUUGUGGCAAUAACCUCUAUAUCCAACCUUCCAAUUGCGCUGAAGAAGCUGAUAGAUUUGAUAUUCUCCCUUCUGAAGAUCAAAAGACUCAGUCCAAGAUCAAUGGUUCUUCUUCUUCUUUUGCAGCUUCACCUAGCCUAGUAGCACGGCUAAUGGGUCUCGAAUCCAUGCCUGAAUUCCCUCGGACGGCUCCAGAAUCGAUCGCCAGGAGCCGGUCGGCGAAUUCUCUCAACAGCUGGGCCGAGAUCUUUCCAAUCCAUCGUGGGGUCCGGGCGUCCACGUCGUUUCGUGAAGUUCCCACGUUCUUGCGGCAGGAGAACCAGGAUUUCCUUCUCUUGAGCUUUGGAUCGGCCGGUGGAGAUGAAUCUCUUGUUUUGGGGCCCAAGGGGUUGAAAUCUGAUGUGGGUUUUGGAGAAUUGAAGGAGAGGAGGGCUGAUCGACAGAAGGGAAAGCCGAAGGAGAUCCGGAGAGAGAAGGGGAACGACCACUGUAGAAUUAAGGCGUCGGAAGUGAGGAAAAACAGUAAUGAUCGCUGCAGAAGUAAGGUGUCGGAGGUGAGGAUGUGCGACAAGUGUUCGCAGAAAGCCAGAGAUUGCAGUGAAAUUAAGCGCGCGGCCAAUCCUUGCAAGAAAGAGACUUCCAGAAAACAAUGCUUUGUUCCGAGGGCUGAGAUCUCCCGGACGCGUAUCGACGGCAAGGAAAUCUUAGUCUCCGAUGGAGCGAAGCGUCUAAAGAAGAAGAAGAACAGGAAUUCUGCUGCUAAGAAAGUGGAAUCUGAAUGCAGCUCUGAGAAUUCAAGCCCAGUCUCUGUUCUUGAUCGCGCCUUCGACAUCGACACUGAAUUUCUUAUGGAUUCCGAAACAGUUACAUCAGAAGAUCCAAGGCCGAGCCCGUCAAAUUCAAGAAGGAAACUGUCCGGACCCGAAAAUUUCGAGUACCCAUCUUCACAUAUUAGUUGUAUUUCAAUCUUGCAUAACACCAAACUAAAAUCACCUGAUGAUGAAGGUGACCUUCCACAAAAGAUGAGACACAAUCGUCCCGGCUCUUUUGAAUUGUGGCGAGAGAUUUGCAAGUUGGCGGAAGAGGACGCGGAGAACUCAAAUUGGGUUACGAGGAAUGGAUCGAAAUCGGAGGAAAUUGAAGAGAUUGGGAUUGAAUUUGCAGUUCUCAUCCUUGAUUGUAUUCUUCAGGAGGCCAUAGACGAACUUGUGCAGCUUCCGCAGCUGCAAUGAUCAAAUCGUGUGAAAUUGUAUAGAGAAAUUUCCAAAUUUGACUGCCUUUUCUAUUCCAUCUUUCAAGAUAAAAUGAUAUCGACACAGUAUCUAACAAAAGACUGGGCAAUGUAUCGAACAACAGUAAAAGAAAGCAUGACAUGAGAUGUAUUCUUGUAAUGCUGAAAUUAACACACUAAUGUAUGCCUAUAUUUCGCCA